Molecule: messenger RNA, 1248 nt
Organism: Morus notabilis
Lineage: Eukaryota; Viridiplantae; Streptophyta; Magnoliopsida; Rosales; Moraceae
Exons: 3
Coding region: 106-873 (255 amino acids)
Cellular component (GO): mitochondrial matrix
Source: RefSeq, a predicted model, not a curated record
GUCUUAAACCCUCUUGAGUCUUGACUCUUCCCAAAACCCUAUAAACCCUUCCCUUAACCUCAUUAGACCUUUUUCAUUUAUUUGGCUUUAGAGACGAAGAAGACCAUGGCUCAGGCUUUCUACUCCGUACUCCGAAGGGCGUCCUCCUCCGUACUUCCCGUCGCAAUCCGCACCGCCGGAGCUUCGAGAACCUUCCACGCCGCCGCCGCCGCCACGCUCCAGAAGGGCAAUCUCAGCCGCGAUCUCACCCGUGGAAGCUUCGUUCCAUUUCUUAGAUUCUCUUCGGAGUCUGCCGCCAAGCGCAGAGCCGACGAGAAUCUCCUCCAGGUCGUCGAAUCCGAGAUCGAGUGCGCCGAGGAAACCGAGGAUCAGAAUACCAUGGAGAAGAUUCCAAAAGGAUUUCUUUUUAAAAUUAAAGACAACCCUGGAGAAAGGACUAUUCUACUUAAGAGAAAGUUCGAAGAUGAAAUUAUCAAAGUUGAAGUCGACAUGCCCGAUGUCUCUGGGGAUGAUGAGGAUGAGGAUGAGGAAGAUGGUAAGGAUGAUGCCGUUAAUUUUAGCAUUCCUCUGGUUGUAAGUAUCUCCAAAGGCAAUGGAGUGCAACUGGAGUUUGGUGUCACUGCCUUCCCCAGUGAGAUUACCAUAGAUAGCUUGUCAAUUGAGCAGCCGGAUGAUUCUCUGGAGGGGCUUUCGUACGAAGGACCUGAAUUCAAUGAUUUAGAUGAAAACCUACAGAAGGCUUUUCACAACUAUCUUGAGGUUCGGGGGAUCGAGCAAAACAUAACGAAUUUCUUGCACCAGUAUAUGAUUGCCAAAGACAGCAAAGAGUACAUGAACUGGUUGAAGAAUCUCAAGGAUUUUGUUGAGCAUUAAACAACUCAAAAACAGUUGUAUUAGGUAGCAAACAGUAACCUUAAUCUAUGGGAAUAAAGAUCAAGACUUGAGAUUCAAAUAAAAUAAUCUGCUCGGCGGAGUUGAAUUCCGUCGAACAUUUCUGUGGCAAAAAUUUAAGUUUAUUGGGAACCUUGUUGAACCUUUUUUUUCCAGGUUCAUAUAUUUUAUUGUUGUCUUUGUUCAAGUGUGCAGUUGAUGAUGCAAAAAUCCCCUGGUUGAUCUAUUUAAAACAUGCUUAAAUCGAAUUCAAUAUGAGCAAAAUGCUUGACAUAUUGGGUAUGAUGGUCAGCUCUCUAAGCAUAUUUUAAUGAAUUAGCCCUAAUUGUAUCUGUUUUAUGUGACCUCUUGAAGAUU